Molecule: messenger RNA, 1781 nt
Organism: Ailuropoda melanoleuca (giant panda)
Lineage: Eukaryota; Metazoa; Chordata; Mammalia; Carnivora; Ursidae
Gene: CASTOR1
Product: cytosolic arginine sensor for mTORC1 subunit 1
Exons: 10
Coding region: 318-1313 (331 amino acids)
Biological process (GO): negative regulation of TORC1 signaling
Molecular function (GO): arginine binding
Source: RefSeq, a predicted model, not a curated record
ACUCUGGAUAGGCCGCCCGCCCCUCAGGGCGUGGCCGUCAGGGAACUGGUCGCGGCGAGCGGCUGGGAGGGUCCGCAGCGUAGCUGGCGGCAUGGACGCGGCCGCGCCGCGGCUCCUUUAAGCCUCCGGCCCCGCCCCCACCGCCCCGUCCCCGGCGGCGGCCUGGGUCUGGUUGGCGGCGGGGUCGGGUCCGCGCGGACCGUGAUGGAGCUGCACAUCCUAGAGCACCGGGUGCGGGUGCUGAGCCUCGCCCGCCCAGGUCUCUGGCUUUACACCCACCCGCUCAUCAAGCUACUCUUCCUGCCCCGCCGCAGCCGAUGGGGACAGUUCCUUCCUGGCGACUGCGGGGAGCUUCUUCCAGACGCCUUCCAUCGGGUCAGAGGGGCUGGUCUAGGGGGCCCGAAGUCCAACGCCCCCAGGGCUGUAGCGGCGGGUGCAAGUUCUUCAGCCUGACGGAGACCCCUGAGGAUUACACGCUCAUGGUGGACGAGGAGGGCUUCAAAGAGCUACCCCCGUCUGAGUUCCUUCAAGUGGCUGAGGCCACAUGGCUGGUGCUGAAUGUGUCAUCCAACAGUGGUGCAGCAGUGCAGGCUGCUGGGGUCACCAAAAUCGCCCGCUCAGUCAUUGCGCCAUUGGCAGAGCACCACGUGUCUGUGCUGAUGCUGUCCACUUACCAGACAGACUUCAUCCUGGUGCGGGAACAGGACCUGUCCGUGGUGAUCCACACGCUAUCCCAGGAGUUCGACAUUUAUCGAGAAGUGGGCGGGGAGCCUGUGCCUGUUCCCAGGGAUGAUUCCAGCAAUGGCUUUCCCCGUUCUCAGCAUGCAGGGCCCAGCCCCACCGUGCAUCCCAUUCAGAGCCCACAGAACCGCUUCUGUGUCCUCACACUGGACCCUGAGACGCUGCCAGCCAUUGCUACCACGCUCAUCGAUGUUCUCUUCUACUCCUACAGUGCGCCCAAGGAGGCAGCCUCUGGAGGCCCUGGACCCAGCUCCAUUACAUUCUUUGCCUUCUCCCUCAUCGAGGGCUACAUCUCCAUCGUCAUGGACGCCGAGACACAGAAAAAGUUCCCCAGUGAUCUCCUGCUGACCAGCUCCUCGGGGGAGCUGUGGAGGAUGGUGCGCAUUGGUGGACAGCCCCUGGGCUUUGAUGAGUGUGGGAUCGUGGCCCAGAUCGCAGGCCCCCUGGCUGCGGCUGACAUCUCUGCCUACUACAUCAGCACCUUCAACUUUGACCAUGCCCUGGUGCCUGAGGAUGGCAUCGGCAGUGUCAUUGAGGUCCUCCAGCGACGGCAGGACGGCCAGGGCUCCUGAGGCCUCCAUGCUCACCCUUCGCCCCAGGCUUCCAGAGACUUCUCUAAGCUAUUUCCUCAAGCUCUGGGAUGAGCCCUAUCCACCCGCAUUCCUGCGGGGGGACCCCUCCUUCUGCUCUCUGUAUGUAAGCUGCGUGCAGGCACCGGCUCUAACGUGGACACGCGUGUCUGCCCACGCAGGGGAACACGGUGCUCUGGGCUUCCUCCGGGAACCCCUUUCCCCAUCACUCCCUGCGAGGCCUCAGCGUUUGCACAGUCCCUGCCUGAGGUCCGAGCCCUCCCCCCCACUCAGCGCCCUGGGCCAGCUGCUCCCUAGAUAGGGCCCCGAUUUCCGUUCUGCCUCUGGCUGGGUUGCCUUCCCUGGCCAGGUGAUUCUGACAGUGCCUGCCCCUUUGGGGGCCUCCGAGAAAAGUAUUUUUACAUCUUUCUCCCUUUUUUAUUGACUUGUUAAUAAAGGGCUUGUAGUUAC